Molecule: messenger RNA, 1200 nt
Organism: Puma concolor (puma)
Lineage: Eukaryota; Metazoa; Chordata; Mammalia; Carnivora; Felidae
Gene: ZFP1
Product: ZFP1 zinc finger protein
Biological process (GO): regulation of cytokine production; negative regulation of transcription by RNA polymerase II; regulation of immune system process
Cellular component (GO): transcription regulator complex; nucleoplasm; PcG protein complex
Molecular function (GO): RNA polymerase II cis-regulatory region sequence-specific DNA binding; DNA-binding transcription repressor activity, RNA polymerase II-specific
Source: RefSeq, a predicted model, not a curated record
UCGGUUUCAUUCACCGAUGUGACUGUGGACUUCACUCAGGAGGAAUGGGAGCAACUGGACCCCUCACAGCGGAUCCUUUACAUGGACGUGAUGCUGGAGAAUUACAGCAAUUUACUCUCAGUGGAGGUGUGGAAAGCUGACGACCAGAUGGAGCGGGACCCCAGCAACCCAGAUGAGCAGGCGAGACCAUUUAUCAUUUUUAAGAACCAAACCCCAAUUGAGGAAAGAGGUAAUCUCUUUGAAAAAACAUUUAAUCUGAGCACAGAUUUUGUUUCCUUAAGGCAAGUACCCUAUAAAUACGACUUAUACGAAAAAACCUUGAAGUCUAAUUCAGACUUACUUAAUGGUAAUAGAAGCUAUAUAAGAAAGAGAGCUGAUGAGUGUAAUGGAUUUGGAAAAGCACUCCUCUAUCUGAAGCAAGAGAAAACCCAUCAUGGGUUGGAAUACUCUGACUAUAAUAAAAGUGGGAAAGUCUUUAAAGAAGCCAUUUUUAAACAUCAGAAAAUACGAAAUUUGGUACAACCUUUUAUUUGUAAUUACUGUGACAAGGCUUUCUCCUUUAAGUCACUCCUCAUUAGUCACAAGAGAAUACACACUGGAGAAAAACCUUAUGAAUGUAACGUGUGUAAGAAAACCUUCUCCCAUAAGGCAAACCUCAUUAAACAUCAAAGAAUUCAUACAGGGGAGAAACCCUUUGAAUGUAUUGAAUGCGGAAAAGCUUUCACCCACCAGUCAAACCUCAUCGUUCACCAGAGAGCACAUAUGGAGAAGAAGCCCUAUGAGUGCAGUGACUGUGGCAAGACAUUUGCCCAGAAGUUUGAACUUACUACCCACCAGAGAAUUCAUACAGGAGAACGACCCUAUGAGUGUAACGAAUGUGCAAAAACCUUCUUCAAAAAGUCCAACCUCAUUAUACAUCAGAAAAUUCACACGGGGGAGAAACGCUAUGAGUGCAGCGAAUGUGGAAAAUCCUUUAUCCAGAACUCACAACUGAUCAUACACAUGAGAACUCACACGGGAGAGAAACCCUAUGAAUGUACCGAAUGUGGCAAGACAUUCAGCCAGAGGUCAACCCUGAGAUUACAUUUGCGAAUCCAUACAGGAGAGAAACCAUACGAGUGUUCUGAAUGUGGGAAGGCCUUCAGCAGGAAGUCCCGACUCAGUGUCCAUCAGAGGGUUCACAUGGGGGAAAAGCCCUGA